Cotesia glomerata is the source of this 309-nucleotide messenger RNA. RefSeq lists its product as uncharacterized. The coding region runs from base 1 to 309 and encodes 102 amino acids. Lineage: Eukaryota; Metazoa; Arthropoda; Insecta; Hymenoptera; Braconidae. The record is from RefSeq and is a predicted model, not a curated record. The transcript has a single exon. Gene Ontology annotation, molecular function: nucleic acid binding.
AUGCUCUCGGUGCUCUACAGUGACUGUGGAACUAAUUUUAAAGUGCUGACAAAGAGAUCAGACAGCUCUUCACCGCCGCCACCAAAGGAAUCCAUGGAAAUCGCCAACCUCCUCGGUGGCCUUCGUACUCAGUGGAAGUUUUAUCCACCUUCCGCACCUCAUUUUGGAGGCAAAUGGGAAGCAGGUGUGAAAUCUGUCAAACAUCAUCUUCAACGUGUAAUUGGCGAUCGGCUUCUGACAUUUGAAGAAAUGUCCACGUUGCUUACACAAAUUGAAGCUAUCUCAACUCCCGACCCCUCUGCGCCCUGA